Pediculus humanus corporis (human body louse) is the source of this 2583-nucleotide messenger RNA. RefSeq lists its product as uncharacterized. Gene Ontology annotation, cellular component: clathrin coat of trans-Golgi network vesicle. The record is from RefSeq and is a predicted model, not a curated record. The transcript is spliced from 4 exons. Bases 1 to 2583 code for a protein of 860 amino acids. NCBI's taxonomy places the organism in Eukaryota, Metazoa, Arthropoda, Insecta, Psocodea, Pediculidae. Gene Ontology annotation, molecular function: protein binding.
AUGAUUGAAAACUUAUUAAAAGGAUCUGCUAGAAGAUUAAAGCAAGAACAAAAGUCUAACCCAUUUCAAAAUGAAAUUCCACUUUGGCUACAAUGUGAAUCUUCUAUGGUUCCUCCUGAAUAUAAAUAUUUUUGGUCGCUGGUACAGUCGAAUGUUGAUUUAGCAGAUACUCAAAAAGUUUCACAGUUAUUAUUAACCAGUGGCUUACAAGUUGAAGUUUUGGGUUUUAUAUGGAAUUUAGCUAAUAAAACCAUACCUGGGCAAUUGACUAAACAAGAAUUUUAUAUUGUACUUGCAUUAGUGUUUUUGGCUCAGAAAGGAUUUAAAUAUGAUAAUGUAGGUGUUUUAAAAUCCAUGUCUGCUCCCUCAAUCCCUGCUUUACAAGUCAAUUUUUUUACAAAUCAAUUUUCUGGAGUCAAUAAAAUGUCAUACCAUUCCCACCAAAUUCCAACUUCUUCAAAUUUUAAUUUGGGUUCAGAGCCUUUAACCACUAAUAACUUCAAUUCAUCAGUAACAACUUCUAAUAGUCUCUAUGCCAAUACCAACAUUACUGAAAAAUUAGAUACUUUAGGUACGAGUUGUAAACUACCCAGAAAUGAAAAACAUGUAGAAAAUACUCAGAGCAAAAGCGAUGUUACCUCAAAUGGAAUUUUAGGCAGUUCUGAUGUUUUUAAUAAGUUUAAUACUCAUAAUCAUAACACACAAUCAAACACUAAUUUUCCUUGCAUUGGAUCAUCACCUACUUCAGAAUUAGAAAAUGAAUUUUCAGAAUUUCAAUCAGUGCCUAUUAACAAUUCAACUGAUUUGCCAAAGGACAAUUUUGGUGAUUCAAAUGAUGAAUUUACUGAUUUUCAAAGUGCCAGUUCUGAAACAGCUAUACCAUCGGAUCCUUAUGAAACAGUGGUCAUAUCACAAAAAAGAGAAAUUCCAAAAAUUCCUCUUCCCAAAAGUCUCGUAGGAAAACUUAACAAUUUGAAAUCUAACAUUUUAAAAAUUUCACCUGAAAGUGAAAGAAAAUUAAAGGUAUUAAGCUCUAGUGAAAGUUUAUCAUCAUUACCAGAAAGUAAAAUUUCAUCAACAAAUCAGGUUUCGACUAGUUUAUCAGUCCUUGGAAGUAAUCAUGGAAUCGGAAGUAGAUUAGCUAAUCAUUCUUUGAGUAUAAAGCUAGAUAGGCCAAAAAUUCAUAAACAUCACAAAAACAAGGCAAGUCCGAGUUCAUCAGCUUCAUCUAACGAAGAAGAAAUUAUUUUCGGGGUAAAAACUAAAAAUCUAGAAAGUGUCAUACCUAAAUGUUGUCCCAAAAAAUCAGUUUUUGUAUUGAAAGAAAGUAAAAUAAGUGAUGAAAACGAUAUGCUUGAUUUUGAUCAGAUCAAUUCUAGUAGUAAUACUGAAUCAUUACCAUCCGUAUCGGAAAACACGAGGAAAAUUGAGAUACCUCUGUUAGGUACUUUUAAUGAAACCGUGCUACCUACUCAAUCGAAAACCUUGCAACCUUGCGCAAUCGACUUAAUUUCAGUUCAAGAAGACAAAUACAGUGCAUUUAGAGAUUUAGAAGCAGAAAUGGUUCAAGAGACAAACGUGACUAAAAACGACCCUGCGACCACAAAUUCAAAUUCGGAUUUAGUUUUUGACGAAUUCGGAGAUUUUCUAUCUGCCGAUAUACCAGAUCCGAUAGAAAAUCCAGUGAAAAAUAAUAUCAACGAUUUAAAAAUUCCAGAGGAUUCAUUUUUAGAAGAAAAUGAUGAUAAAGAUAAUAAUAAUUGGGGAGAAUGGAAUUCAAACGUUGAAAUUAAUUUACCUCCUGCCACGACUGAAAGUUUUAACUUUGAAAACUUAAACUUAACGGAAACUAUUACCAACGGUAUCGAACAAUCUCAAACAAGAGGAGCAGAAUCAAAUUCAGAACUAUUGAAUUUCGUUUGUUUUGACGAAAAAAAAAAUGAUUUUAAUACUCCAGAACGUGGUCGUGAAAACCACGAUUUAUUUAACGAUAAUUUAAAUAUCGAAUCCUUGCCGCCUGUUUCGAAUCCGAAUCAUUUACAUUCCUCAAAUGUAAAAACUGUUAGUGAAUCAAAUCAUUUAAUAGAUAAUUUAAAGGAUAACGAUUCGUGGGAAUUUUUUUCCGCUCCCAUUAAUUCAGCACCCGAAAAUUUAAGCAGGCAUAGUUCGAUACCCAGUUUGGAUUUGAAAUUACCUACGAGCGAAGAUGUCGAUCAGGAAAUAAUAUGGAAAAAAUGUUUGGAAGCGUGUCACGCCAUGAUAAAAAAUGGAGUCGAAAUAUUUGACGGCGUUAACAAGAAAAUCGUUUUGCAAGAAAUAUUUAACGAUCAAAAUUAUCACGAGCCUUUACCCGCAUACGAUGAAACGGAAAAAUUAUGGACCAAAUUAGAAGAAUUAAGUCUCGAAUAUAAGAUUGAGUUCAAACCGGAUGAUGAUACGAUAUUCGAGGGAAAAAAUAAUUGUAAAAUUUGUUUUGGAUAUCUCGGAAAUGACGUCAUCACUCAGGGUUGCCAUAAUUAUCAUCCAUCUUGUGCAAAUUUAUGGGUCAAUUGCAUCGACAAAAUAUUACCGACGCCAUCGUAG